Molecule: messenger RNA, 1088 nt
Organism: Physcomitrium patens
Lineage: Eukaryota; Viridiplantae; Streptophyta; Bryopsida; Funariales; Funariaceae
Source: RefSeq, a predicted model, not a curated record
UGGCAGCUUUUUUUGUGUGGACGCUAAUCAAAUCGCUAUGUUGGGCAGCAGUGGGUGGUCCCUAACCUGCCGAUGGAUGCCCUACACAUACCGGAUUCUCUUACAAGGGAUGAUGGUCCCGCCUCUCAACGAUGCUGACAAUGGCAUCUAAGCUACAGCAUGCUGGCUCGUGAUUCACCCAAGGGUCUAAUUCACCCUCUUGAUGCCUUUAUAUCGGAUUGUUGGUCAUGCAGGAUUGUCUGGUUCAUCGGUAGAAGUUUGUACGGAUGGAAAAUUUCGUCUACAUUGGAGUAAGGCAUUAAGCAAGGAAUUCUUCAAGCAUGUGAGUGGAGGCUUACGAGUCGCUGCAUUUCAAAACGUUCCGUGGAAGAAUGAUCUGUUCGUACUGGUUGGGUUUUCAGGAAAGAGCUUCUGGACUGCUUUCUCGUAUAGUUUGGAAGAACUCCGAAAGUGUAAUCGAAGUCUACGUCUUUGUUCACUCUUCGGGCCUGGUUCAGAGUGGAACUUUUCUUUGCACAUUGGUGGUCAGAACACUACAAGAUGAAGGCGUGACUUUUCCAGAUACUGCUGCAGACCUUGUUUAUCCUGUGGUUUUAUUUGCUGAGGUUGCCAGCUAAUGUGCAGAAGUAGUCAAGUUGCUGGUGAUGCAUCUAGCUGAAUAUAAACUUUUACAGCUUUGUUCUUAAACCUUUUGCUUCUUAGUUUUGCUAAGCACUUGUCAUGCCGAUUGAGAUAUCUGGGGGUGGAGAUUGGUGUGAAAUGCCUGGUUUUUUUCUUCCAGCUAAAAAUCACAAAUGUUUUCCACCUCCUGUUCUUUAAGCUCCACCUUGCUAGUAAAUGUUUUUGCUAAUCAAAUUGUUUGGUAGCAUGGUCCUUGGCUAUGGCUUGCUUUGACCCACAUCACUGAGACUCUCGGCAUGUGCAUGACAUGUUAUCUUAUACCAGAUAUGAUCGUUGGUGAAAUUCAUGGCUUCUAUUGGUUCUUUUCCUGUAGGUAGUUUCUUGUAGUUGUAGAAUAUCUUUGGCUUGCUAUUGGGGUCUUGAAGACAUGUAUAAAUUUUAAAGAUAUGUAUAAAUUUUAAUGGUAA